Molecule: messenger RNA, 351 nt
Organism: Monoraphidium neglectum
Lineage: Eukaryota; Viridiplantae; Chlorophyta; Chlorophyceae; Sphaeropleales; Selenastraceae
Exons: 1
Coding region: 1-351 (116 amino acids)
Source: RefSeq, a predicted model, not a curated record
AUGCCGCCGCCGGCGCUGCCGACGGGGCCCCACGCGGACGCCCGCCCGGCCACGGCCACGCACGUGCCUGACUGCUCCAGCCCCCUGAAGCGCGGCCCCGCAUCGCGCGGCCCCGGCUGCGGGCCGGACGGCGGCGGCGGCUCGCCGCUCAAGCGCAUGCGGGGUGCGGCGGCGGCGGCGCAGGCGCCGCAGGCGCCGCAUCCCGGCGCUGCGGCCGCGGACGACGCGAUGGCGUGGGCCUUGCAGGCGUCGAUCAACGGGACGGUGCGUGGCGCAGACGGGGGCGUCGGCGGCGCCGGUGAGCUGGAUUUGUUAGAGGAGCCCGAGUGGCCGGCGCCGCAGAUCGCGUGA